Molecule: messenger RNA, 14596 nt
Organism: Porites lobata
Lineage: Eukaryota; Metazoa; Cnidaria; Anthozoa; Scleractinia; Poritidae
Source: the annotation of a GenBank genome assembly
AUGUAUAAGAGUUGUCCCACGAACAUGGUGAUAUUUGUUUUUGUUGUCGAUACCUCUGCGUCUAUGAACCAGAGAACGUCUAUUGGGACUACGUUACUUGACGUCGCGAAAAAUGCGGUGGAAACCUUUACGAAGGUAAAGUAUGUCCUAUUAUCCCAAUGGAGGCUUAGAACAGUUCCUACUCUAUAUGACUGACCUGUAAAAUUUGCCUGCUUUAGCUGCGUCAACGAGAUCAAGCGAGUAGAACGGACCGAUACAUGCUGGUGACGUUGGAGGAGCCGCCUGGAGCAAUAAAGGUAGGCCCUAUUGUCAGCACCAAUAAAGCGCCUAUCGACUGGAUCGUCGAAUAGCUUUGUAUCACAGAGGAUUUGUGCCAGGGAUCGGGAAUCGCAAAAAUUUAACACUGCUAUGUAGGAAAAUGGGUAUCUAGAGCAGUGCUUUGUUUUUGUUUGAAAGUGACGGAGUUUUAUUAUUUUUUCCGGUAACUUUUGUUUAGUUUCUUCAAUUCACGCGAAAGGCAUCAUGGGUAUUGUUUUGAAGUGAUGUGUUUACUAAAUAUUCUUUGUUGAUAUUGAAUUUGGCUGGAAAAACUGUACCCAUAUCAUUAUUAGUCUUGGUAAUUAUUUUUCACUCAUGAUUGAUUGUCAUGCAAUUAAACUUAUUAAGACUCGUGUCUAGGGAGGGGUGUGAACAGAAUGGUUUUCAACAGUUCUUUGCCAUCUUAUGUAAUAAAUAAUCUUCUUUGCUGGGACUUCUAAGUUAAACGAAACUUUCUGUUUUUAUCACUAAUGGCAUAUUUUCUUUGUGACUUCCAGUAAAGAUGUGUACUUUUUUGGGAGGGAUGGUGGGAGGGGAGGGUAGGGGUGGUGUUGGGAUUGUAAAAGCAACGUAGGGUUUGCAAGAAAGAUUAGACGUCUUGUAAUCACCUGUUCAACAUUUCAUCGUGAUUUUCCCUAGAUAAGAACAUUUGCUCUUUUUAAUCUUUUCCACCCAGAUAUUAAUUUGUAGAUCAGUGCAGACCACGCAAUAUUAAAAUUAACCUUGUGAUUUACCAGUGCCCCAUUCAGGGCGUGAGGGGUAAGGGUAGCGUCAUUCUGGUUAGGGUGUACAUGCAUAUUGUUCUGUUGUUGGGGCCUGUUGUUUAGUGUUACCAACUUCUGCAUUACAGUACUAGUAUAAAUACUUUUAAGUUUGAAGAACCUUUUCUGUACAUUGGCCAUAUGUAUGCUGUAGCUUUCAUGGGACUGGCAAAGAUAUUGGGACAUUUUUACCGACAUUUUAGUGUAGUUUCUAGUUUGAAACUGUACGUACCUUAUAAAGUGUUUCAGAAUUGGCCUUGAUCAAUCGUGUAAUCCUUGCUUUUUGCCAAUAAUUUCAUUGCCUGUUCCAGUCAGUUUGGACCAAGUUCUCAGAAACUGACAGUUUUUGGAAACAUAUUAAACAGGACAGGCUUUAGAAUCAGUGUAUAACUAAAUGCUUGCAACUCUGAAUGAUUCUUCAGGCUGGAUGGAGAGAAAAUCAAGCAACAUUUAUAAAUGAACUAAAGAAUUUACAAGCAACUGGUCUGUCAACACUGGGGACUUCUUUGAAGGAAGCAUUUGACCUUUUAAAUUUGUAUCGUCUUCACUCUGGGAUAGACAACUAUGGGAUGGUAAGAUUUAUAACUUUGAAAGUAGCAUUCAAUAUUGCAGUAACUUUAUUAGUAGGGAUAAAUAAAUGCUCAAGUUGAAUUACACCAAUCUUUCUUUAGGCUAUGAAAUAAUAGUCACGUUAAUUUUUCUUUAGGCUAUGAAAUAAUAGUCACGUUAAUUUUAUGAGGAAAUUUUGAAAUCCUUUUAUGCCAAAUAUCAAACAAAUUUGUUAAGAAAUUUUCACAUGUAGGUAUUUCAAAUAAUUGAAAUACAAAGCAAUAAUAUUUUUCAUGUAGUAGUAUAAUAUGAGGAAAUUUUGAGAUCCUUUGCAAACAAAUCUGUUAAGAAAGCUCAUACAAGCAAUAAUAUUUAAUUGCAAAUGUAAUACUUUGUCAAAAUGAAAAUACCUUCUCAUUAUAAUUAGCCCUAAAUAUGUAACGCUAUAAUGUGCUAACAUAUGUUUUUAUCCUUAAUUUUUAGGGAAGAAACCCUUUCUAUGUAGAGCCAGCUAUGGUAAUUUGCAUUACCGAUGGGAACAAACUUUCUUCCCAAGGUGGUGUGGAAGAUGAGGUAUUUAAAUCUUACAAUAGAUGCUUGUCACAUUUCUCUUGUAGUUAUUUGUAUGUACUGAAUAAAUAUAAUCAUCUAAGUGUAUGUCAUCCUGAAUUGUAAGGGAAGGCACACAGUGUUACAAAUCUCCCCUCCUCACCACAUCUUUCCUUUUUAGACAAUGUCAACAUUUGUUUUCCCGAAACAAAAUAUGUUAUUGGGAGGCUAGAUUUUCCCCAGCCCCAGGGCUGUCUCUGAAGUCCAUGAUAGAGGUAAUGUGACAUUGACUGAUGUUUGACAACUUGUGUAGAACUUUAUCAUCAGAGCUAGUAAAAGUAAGUUUUGUAUCAUGGGUUUAUGGCACACCAUCAACUCAAGUUUUUCUUUCCAUUUGUGAUUAAUUCUCAGUGAGGUUUAAAAUGCCAUAAACAAAUUGUGCAAACUGACCUAUACGUGUAUGUACUUUCUGUAAUGGCUAAUCAUAAUUGUAUAUUAUUUUCACACUACAGCUGCACUUGCCCAUGCACACUACACUACCAGGACAUGAGCUUACUGCAGAACCCUUUCGUUGGGAUCAGAGAUUGUUUUCAAUCAUACUGCGCAUGCCUGGAACAAGAAGUCAUAUGCCAGGCAAGAUUGGAGUGCAGACUAAUGACCCAGCUAUUGCUGCCAUGUGUGAAGUUACAGGAGGUAUUGUCAUUCUAAAUUAAAUUGUAGAUUUUUUUGUAUGGAGUGAAUUUUUCUUAACCUUAAGAAAUUGAGGACAUCUAUUCAAGUUAAUGCCCAACUGAAACAAAUUUAAUUGCUUUGUCAUGUCUGUGUAUUUUAGGGCGAUGUUAUAAGGUCACCUCAUCAAAGUCCUUGGGACAAGCAUUGGAAUCCCUCGUACAGAAAGUUCAGUGUGGUGUUGUCAUCAACUUUGAGAAGAUAGGAGGAGUCAAUAAUCCCCCUCCCCCACCCCCUGAAGGUAAAGUGGCAAAUGUAACAAUGAAACAGCGCACUACUUUUAUUUGGUAGACACAUACCAACAACUGGACAAUGUAUGACCAUCAUGAUACCAAACAGUUUCCAGGAGAAUCAGUUGUGUUGUUGUUUUAUUGCUUUUUUUGGAAUCAAAUUCUUUUGUGUUUCCUAUUACAUGUUGUCGUAAGGAGGUACGAAACAAGCUGGGCCUAAGAUCCAAGCCCUGGUUGGUUUUAGAUGUGCUUUGUUUAGAUUUGUUCAUUAGUAGACCAGAAUUACAUUGCAAGACAAAUAUACCUAUAUUGUUAGAAAAGGCAUAGUGAAACAGAAAAGAAAAAAGCUUGGAGAGAAUGCCCUGAUUAAAACAGGACAAUGAAAUAUGCAAUUGAUCUGACUGCUGAUGAUUUCUAUUGGCCUUGUAGUGUCUAGAGUCAGUGGUAGUGAAGUACGAGAGACUGACUCACCAACACCUCCAGUGCUUGUGAACAACCAUGUAAUGAAUAAUGUGGAUUAUAACAAAGAUGAUGUAAAAGACAAGAAUCCAUUCAAUGAUGAAAACCAUUUAAAUGAAGGCUCCAGGUACUGUAUUCUUAAUAUGAUGAAAUAACGAAAUUUUACUAUCUGUGUACUUAUCACAUCACAUUCCUAACACUUCAGUGAUUUUGUUACCUCUUCAUCCUGCAUAAUUGGCAGUAAUUGACACACAAAAAUCCCCAAAGACAUAAAAUAAUUCAUGGCAUGCAUCCUACAGGACACAAAGAUCCAUUGAUCGAUCUGAACUUGUGUAUUUGUAGAAUAUCCCGUUCAUGUAAUUUCUAUGGCAGUUAUUAUGCCUGUUGUUUAAUGACGCAUAUUUCAGUAUACUGUGAUACAGAGUUUUGGAGUCUGUCUUCAGAUUAACUGUCUGGUUACAUAAUGGCCCAAGCAUUUUCAAUUUCAGAUUCGUUCUUUUUAACUGGGACUCACUGGUUCUGGACUGAGACUCAUGAUUUUUCACAAGAUGAGUCCCAGCUGGACUCACCAUAGCUAUUUGUAACAAAAUCAUUGCACCUUCUGGCGCAUGGGUUUGGACAAUACCCAUUAUAGUUAACCCUUAAGCCCCAACAGUAAUCAACAUCGAUUUACUUGUAACAAUAUCAAUACUUACUUAAGAGUAAAGGUUAUGAGAAUUCAUUUAAUGAUCACCAAAGGGAGAAUGCUUUGAUCUUUUAUUAAAUUCUCUCAACUAAUUCUUCAGGGAAAGAUAUGGAGAUCAGUUGGGAGCAUUUGUAUGUGGAUAUUAGUGCUUAAAGGGUUGAUUCUGAAUUAUGAAGGUAAACUUGCUGAUGUACAAACUGGUCCCAAAACAAAAAGAAAAAUGCUUGCCUUCAUUCUCAUGAAAAAGGAGCAACCCAUAAUCAGUGCUUUGGGUCAGUUCUUUCAGAACACAUGCUCAACUUGAUUUAUUUGAGGUUUAAUCCACUUCAUUUCCACUGCUCCCAAAUUAAGUAUAGUGACUAUAGCAAAGUAAGACCACCACAAGAAGAUUUCCACUGAUAUGAACACUUCUGUCAGAUACACAGCAAAAAAAUUCAAGAUGGGUGUUGCAACCAACCUUGUACUCUGUGGAGUGGAAUGGUUUGCUUGACCAUCUGAGGAUUAAGUUUUGGGUGGGUGGUAAUUUUUGAAAUACUUGGUGAUAGAUAUUAUUGUUUUAUGUUCAGUUUGUCUUCUGUGUCACCGAACCAUUCUCUAUCUGAUGAUAAUAUUGGAGCUAUGGGAAUUUCAAGGUCAACAACAAGCUCACCUGUGCCACAAAGCAUGCAAUCCACAGCAUGGAUAACCUGCCGAAGGAUGAUAUACAUCAAGAGCAACCCUCCAUCUGGACACUGGCCUGUGCCGGAGUCAUUCUGGCCAGAUCCAUCAAUGCAAGCACUGGUAUGUAUGUUUUAUGAAUUGUUUUAGUGUUCCCCUUUCAUUAAAGACAUCAACAAGCAUUUCUAUGCAUUUCUGGCUAGUGGCAUAUGGCAGCUGUCUAAAUUAAGAGACGGGCGGGUAGUUGGUAGCGGAGAUUGUGCUCAUGUCAAAUUUCACAAAAUUACACUUUACACAUGAAAUUUUCAGUAUUUAAGCUGUGUUUUCACACUUCUUGUGAAAUUUGACUUUUAUUUUCUCAGGCUCCCAUGAGAAAUAGUCUUUAGUGUCAUUACAGAUAACUAAUUAUAUCUAUAGCCCUUGAAAAAUGCCAAAAAGAAUGCAACAUUGUUUAAAUUAUUCUGGUACAAGGGUUUUGUCCACUGAAAAUUAAAAUUACUCAAUUUCCUGAUGAAUUUUGUCUCAAUUUGUUUGCCAGCCAUCAAGAGAGGCUCACCCUAAUGUGAUGUUUUCAUGCAACAAUUCUGAACCCUUGGUUCUUGACAAUUUACCAUUUGACAAGUAUGAACUUGAACCAUCACCUCUUACCCAGUACAUCUUGGAGAGGAAAUCACCAUCAACAUGUUGGCAGGUAAAUUAUUUUAUUUUUCUUGCUUUUUUUGGAAAAAAGUUCAGAAUGUAAAUUUUUCUGUGAGUAGCUUUCGGGAGGAGUGAAACAAAAGGCUACUACCCAUUUUGUGAAAAGAAAAAUUCCAAACUGAAAACUACUAUUUAAAGCGACGACCUUUUUAUAUUUAGCCCAUCCUCUUAACUAAACAUAGCAGAAUAGUUCAAAGUUAGUGUACAGUCAUAUUGUAAAACAAGCAACGUUGGUGUGUUUUACAUUGCACAAAAUUUUGGCAAGGAGAAAAAUUUAGGACAAGAGUGAAAAUGAAUCAAGCUUGCCAUGUACACAAAUUGUUUUUAUCACUGCUGUCAUGUUUCCCAUUUGAACGUGUCUUUCCUUUUUUUUCCUUUCAUUUCACUGGAAUUGUUUGCCUAACAUGCUUAACAUGAAAUUUUAAGUUAGAAAGAUUGGCAGUAUUAGGGAACCCAAAUUUUCCUUGGACGUACCAGUUCAUUUAUAUCUUGUGUUGUUAAGUCAGUUGUGUUAAACAGCUCAAAAAAUGGUGUUUGAUUGUAUUUUUUUGUUUCUUUUUUUUAAUGUACAUUUUCAGACAUUUAUUGUGAGUAGUAGCAAAAAAGUUGGAGAGAUAGGAUACCCCUUUGGUUACCUGAAAGCAAGCUCCAAUCUUCAAACUGUGAAUCUCUUUGUUAUGCCAUACAAUUUUCCUGCGCUCUUUCCAGUCAUAGGUAAGAUAAUUUUCUGUUAAUUUGUCAGUGUUCGCUGUAACUGUUUCUUUGAAAAGUUAUUACCGAGGGUAAAACUAACACAACAAUGUUUCUGCCUCUUGAGGGGGACUGAAAAUUCAAGUUGUCAAUUGAAAGCAAAGUGCUUGCUGUCAGCCACGUUUCAUAGUGCUGCAGUAAUUGGUAGCAGUAUUUCUAAAGUAGGCAUGAAAAGUAGCCAAGAUCUGAACAUUUCUUGUGUUGUCCAGAUAUGUCUCUACCAAAAGAGCUUGCCCUCAUAUUUUUGACAACCAGAAUCUCCCGGCCAUGAGCUUGUACAUUAAACACCAGUAGUUUUAGUUUAAUGAGUAUAUUUAUGUUUUACGAGCAUAAUCCAAACUCUGCAGGAAGCUCACAGCUUCUCCUUGCAAAUGGUGGUGUUGUUACUCCCUCAGCUAGUGCACUUCAUCUGCACCUUUGAGGUUGGUGCAUAAUUGUGUGACAUGUAAUGUUCUGGUCAGCAUUAGUAAACAUGAUGUUACAUGUAGUUAAACCUUCUGAUCAAGUCAUGUCUCCUUUUGUCAUUGUCAAGAAUUUAUGAGCUAUAAUAUUUGUCACAUCUUUUUCAAAGUUGCUCUCCAUCUGUCCUUCCCCAAAGUCGCACACUUUUUAAAAUAUGUGAUUUUUAAAGCAACGUUGCCGAGGGUAUAACAUGACUAAGGUUAUGACAAAGUAAAUGUGGUAAAUAUUGUAGCAAUUAACUGUGAAAAAGUCCUGAUAAUUCUUGAGGCCUUUAAAAGGGUCAAAGGUUUGUUGUCAUUCCACUUUUUCAUAGCAAGUCGUUUGUUUGGGCAGCUGGGAGUGUCAUCUACUGAAGUUCAUUUAGAAAUACAAGCCAUGAUAAACAGCACCAUAGUAAUGUGUAGACAAAAAAGUAGUAUGUGUAAUAGUAUCUGGCAAAGCUUUAUCAGAUGACUCGAAAGCUAGAGUUUAUUUUUUCUUAUAGAUGAAUUAGUGAAAAUUCACAAGAUGAAACCACCACAGAAGUGGAAAGAGAGAUUUGAUAAUUAUCUCUCAACAAUGCCUAGCUACUAUGCAGGGGUAUGUAGCUGUAGCGGUGUUGCAGUCAAUAGGGAGCUUAAGUAACAACUACGACGAUGAGAACGGCAAAAAACCCAGUAGGUUUAGAUUGGCAAAAUAACAACUUUGCACUUGCAUCACGCUUUUUUGUACUUUUCUUAGAUGUCACUGCCUGACUGCGACAUGAAAAUGCCUAAUUUCACGUUUCGUUGAGGAUGGGAACACAAAACAAUAAUUUUCUUUUUCUUUUCCUGAACUUUGAUACAAUCCUUUAGAAUUCAACUCCAAAGAACUUUGCUUAACAUUUGACAAAUUAAACAAGAUGGAAUAAGCGCGAUAAAGUGUGAGGCAGCACGAAUUCACUUUUUAAGUAACAUCUCCGUAGCCGUCACCGUCGUCGUUGCUUAAGGUCCCUAAUUGUUGAUUAAUAAUGUCCUUUGUGCUACAGUCAACUCUCUCUUAACCCUUUAAGCCCCAAUAUCCACAUAUACAUUCUCCGAACUGUUCUCCAAACAUUUCCUUAGUGAGUUACUUGAGACAAUUUGAUAAAAGAUGAAAGGAGUUUCGCUUUUUUGAUGAUGAUGAUGAUGAUGAUAAUAAUAAUAAUAAUAGUUGUGCACACCUCUGGGACAGAGCUACAUAGUGCUAGUAAAAGCCACAUGUAGCUUUCCUUAGAGAGAGUUCAUUGAACUGCAUUACUUUUUUGUUUGUUCUGCUAAUGAUGCUCUCUGUUCUGAUAAAUAUGUCAGGAAAAAUUUUUAUUUGUGCAGUACAAGCUCUUUAAGAGGCUUAUGGCACACAAUAAUAUUGCUGCUGAUUUCAUCAUUUUUAAGAACGUUUUUAUUUUACUUUGUAUUAACAUUUUAUUUAUUUCUUUUUGUUGGUUUUUGUUUCUUGCAAUUAGCCCUUGCGCAAUGCAUUUCGUCGUAUGGGCAUUCCACCAUCUUUUGUGCCAGACCAUUUGGAUUCAUUCUUGAGUUACACCGUGGUCAACUAUUUAAAGAAAGUCAAGCAACAGGUAAGAAUAAGGGAGAUGAUGGUAGACAUAUAACAGUUAUGUUUGUCUCUGCAUUUCUGAACUGAUUAACCUGUGGUUUUGUUUUUGGCCAUGCCUGAAAACUGGUUUGCAUACUCAAUUCCCUUUUUUUUCUCCCUUUUUUGCAAUUAUUUGAGUAGAAUACCUGUAAAUUAUCUCACAAGAGAAGCUAAGUCCACUUCCACUACAAACAAAGCAUUGAUUUACAUCUUUAGGUAAAUUGUUAAACAACCCAUACAGAUGAUUCCAUGUUAAACUGCAUACUUAAGAAUCCAGGGUGUUUUAUAACACAUGUUGCAGCCAAUUGAUUUAGGGCAUGGAAAACAGUGCCAUGUAGUGGAUAAUAUAUAGACUUGUAGCAUGUAUUAUUUGCUAUUUAUUCUAAACAUUAAUUUUUUCUAGAGUAAAAUAGAAACAGAGAGGCUUAUUUCUUUAGUGGGCAAAAAUCCUGCAAGAGAUGUUGUACCACGUCCACUUCCAAGGUGAGCAUAACUAUUGUUUCAUCACAAGUAUUUUAGUUUACAACUUGUCCAUUUCCAUGUUAUAAUUAGAGACAAAUGCAUCAGUACAUAUUAAUGAAGGCUCAAAAUUUGUGGUUUUUUCACUUGAUUAUUUUGUUUUAUGUUUAUCAUUUAAGUUGAGAGAGGUGUAGUUCAUUUGGAAGUAAUCCGUUACCCAGACUGAAAUAACUUGUAGUCUAGGAGACUGCAUAUUAAACAUUCACUGAUCAAUACCUGUGUGUUAGUUUUCAUAGAUGAGAUACUAUGCCCCUUUUGAGGCCUAAUUUUAAGCAUUGUGUUACAGAAGUAGUAGAAUAAUUCAAGUUCUUUGUUGAGCGUUUGUGCAGCUGUCUGUGGAGCAGUUGCUUUCAUGCCUCUACCCCCCCCCUCUCAUCCCUUAUUUUUCUUACUUCCAGUGUUUCUUCAGUGUGAUGGGUGCCUGGAAUGGGGGCUCAUAGCUGGGUUGCAGGGAUUUGCCAGCCAUGGGGGCAGUAUUCUAUCUAGGGGCUGGCUGGCCUGGGUAUCCCAGGCACCCACCUUCUACUUGGGCGAUGCAGUUGGUUAACUCCAUUUGUCCCGUUUUGUCAACUUAUUUUAGUGUAAGAGCACCACAGCCAGCAAAAGCCAAGAAAAAGGACUUCCAUGCUCUUCUACAUAAUAGCAAUAUUUCAUCUAGCACUGAUGAUCACAGGAUACCCAGGUAAUAGAAUUUACUGGCCGUGUAACCAAAAUGUGAUUCACUGGAUUUAUGGUCUCAAAAGAAUGUCAAUGUGUUUCAUUGUUGAUACUAGUAAUUGACUAAAUUACGAUGAAUGGAAAGAGGCUUGAUCAGUGCUUUGUCCAAAUUAGAUUUAUGGUCACCUGUAGGUCUGUUGUAGUAGUCCUCAAUUGUUUUGCCGUUAGUAAUCACUUUGCAGAAGGAAUUAUAGAAGUCAAUUUUUUGCAAAAUAAUCACUUUGCAGAAACAAUCAUGUAGUUGACAGGAGGAGCCGCUGUGUGGGUGAACUAAAUAUUUAAGAGAGCGCUUUUGAGAAAAGUGUCAAGGGUCCAGAUAUCAAAUUUAACUAUAAGUGGGUUCCUUUGGGAUGAUCAGAAUCAGUGAUCGAGAUCACUCACAUCAUGGAACAACAAAUGAACUUACGAAUCAUUUCCAGGGUGGAUUUGUUGGUUCCUUUGAUGUGCUGUGAUCUGAGUGAUCUCAAAUCACUGAUCCCGAUCCACAUCAUCCACAUGGAAUGCACCUUAUGUAGUAAUAGACCAUCCCAUUGUUUUUUCCCAACUUUUGGCAUGGACAAGUCAGGGAAAAUCUGUCAACUCUACUGAAAAGCGCUCCUUUGAAUUUGUAAGAUUGCCAAGUUUGAAAGUGAAAUUUUUGCAGCUUUGGGGAGCUAUAUCGUCGCUCACGUAAGACGUAUCACUUUCAAACUUGGAAAUUUUACUCAUUUUAAGGCGCUCCAUAACUGAUCCAUGUUAAAAGUUGAAAAAACUGUGGAAGAAUCUAUUUUACCUUUGGAGCUGUAGCGGAGCUCACCAAAUAAUAUAUUAUUUUCCUUGCUUAUGAGAACAGAAAUUGAGUAUCAGAUAAGUGCCCACUACCUCUCCUAAAUAAUGAUUUUAUUAUUAUCAUUAUUAUUAUUAUAGUGAGGCAGACAUCAAUAUUCCAAGUGUCGGAUUUCAUAAUGGAAAACAGGUGGGUGUGUUAAGCAGAUAAUUUAGUUAAAAAAGUUUCUUUUGAUAUCUGCUUUACAUGUGCAUUAAUUAUUUCUUCUUUUGUGUUGUAAACGGGUUUUUUAUUACAACCCCUUUAUAUAACUACCAUUAUGAUUUGAGCACAUGACAGUAAGAUCUAUUUCAUAAAGGGCUGUCCAGAUUAUUUUUACGAUGCUUUGUAUCAGUCUGUAAAGGGCAUCACAUUUCAGUGACAAUGAUCUCCACCGAUGCAGCCAUCACCAUUUACCUUUUUUACCUCUUUUUUAUUAAUUAUUAUAUGUUACAUAAUGACACAUGUACUGUAUUGCUUAGUAGUUUUUCAAUAAUAUUGUUUUAUUCAAAUUUUUCUUCCCUAGAAUGUCAGAACACGAAGCUACAAAAAUCCUUUCGACAUUUCGAGAGAGGAGCUUUUAGAUCAAGUUUCUAGGAUGAGAAUCAACUUCUUCCAUACAACAGCAACAACAACUAGACUUCAAGACGAAGGUAACCUUUUUUUCUUUCUACCCCUCACCUAAAUGAUGACACAUACCCACUAUUCAAAUCGUGUAUUUCUCUGUUACUUUGAGACUUGCUGUUGUGUAAUGAUGCAUCAAAAUAGUAAUAACAUUUGCCCUGAUUGUAAGCAAACUGAUAGCAGAACAUUAAAUACAAGUUUGACCAGUCCAGAUGGUUGGCAACAGUGCAAAUUUAAUAUUGCAGCUAUCAUUAUUUUUAUUGUUGUUGAUUCUCACCCUAUCAUUACAGUCUCAGUAGUAGGGCAAUAGUAUUCAGCUACAUCACAAUGCUUUUGCGAUAGUCAAAACAAUCUCAGUAGCUAGUUAGCCCUAAUAAUAACAUAAUUGCUGUUAUUUCACCUUUAUUAGAUGCACGACACAGCGUGGCAAUUGCAGAUAUGGGUAACUACCAAGAAGUGCUAAGGCAAAUGAGCCCUCUGCGAGAAGUUGAUCCUGGCCAAAAUAGAGUUCACAUGUUUGGGAACCCCUUUAAACUUGCCAAGGAUCAGGUAAUUAAGGGGAUUAACAGUCUGAACAAGUCAGGGAAAAUCAAAGGUCUGGGGAAGAAUGUGUUAGGGAAAGUCUUAUAUAAUUUUUUGUGUAAUGAUAUUACCUGUACUAAUCCACAUCAACCCACUCACUCCUAAUAGAAGCUAAAGCAAAGAUUUCUUUUUACAAAAAUGCAUUUUUAUUUCUGUAAAAUCAUAAGAAAUAAGUAGCACUAUGCAAAAGUUGUUUUAAAGAGGUUACUUGUGAUAAGUGGGGCUUGAGCAUAUCAUCCACAGAUUUUAAAAUAUCGAGGAGGGACAAAUUACCCCACCCUAACUUGUUUCAGUAAUAACAGGAUUGUAGAUUUACUAACACAUUUGCAUUUACCACACAUGAAACCAAAAAGGCCUUGACUUGGAUAUGGUAUUGUCAAUUCAUCAAAACAGUUAAAAUACUGAAUUAAAAUUAAUACUCUGCAGUACGUUGUUUCUAGGAAAAGAAGCAGCUUUUCAAACUAGUAUGAAAACUUAAGAAUGAAUGGCAAGGACAUAAUAAUUUAUUGUGAUCACUUUUUUGUUUAGCAACAAAAUGAUUUCUUUGUCUUUUUCAUAACAGCGAGUCAUGGUCGAUGAGGCUGAUGUAAAUGAGGCAAUGGCUGGCCCACCCUCACGUAAAAGACCCCCAGGAUCUCCUGGAUCUCCCAGGGACAGGAGGAAGCAGCAAGAGACACCCCCUGUACGGUGGCCCAACAAAGCAAACCAAAAUGGUGGACUAAGUCCACCACAUGGACCAUCAAACAGCAAAGUAUCACCAGAUAAAAACUUGUUAUCUCCUGAUGCUAAAACAAACAAUUUGUUUCCAGGCCAUGGAUUAAAACGAAAACAUACUGAAGGAAACGAAGGACAAAAUAAGUUGCAUAAAGCUUCAAAGGGUUUGAUUAAACCACAGCUUGCAAAACUUCAGCAACUACACAGCAGUAAAGGAAAAAUAAAUCGCAAGCAGCAGCCAACAGUAGGGAAGAGUGAUGCAGUUAGUUCUUCCAAGAAUGAUUUUGUCUCAUCAAUUCUGAAGGAAGCAGUCACCUCUCAAAGUAGGACGUUUUCUGGCCAAGGAGGGCCUCCAUUAAAUUCUCAUGACAAUACACUUAGUAAAAAUAGACUGGCAAACUCUGAGCUACCUGAGCCACUUGUAGAUGGAGAUGUUAAAGGAAGGGGUUCAAAAGGUCCUUCACCAAGAUUGCUGAAAAGACAACUUGCAAGAGAAGCUCAUGAAGAAAACAGGCUGAUAAAAAAUACAGUAUUCAGGGAAAUCAGACAACCACAUAAAAGUAAUUGCAACUUUGAUUUCAUUGUGUAGACAAGUUGAAGUCUCAUCUUGGUUGCUCAUAAAUGGGAAUCAAUCUUUUGAUUGAUUGAUAGAUAGCAGUAUCCAGUUUAGUUAUAUACUUGAUUUUUUCUUCUCUUUUUUUAAAUCUUCAUUCAUCUGAAGAAAAAAAACCUAAGUUCUGUAACUUGCAGUACAAGUGAAAAAUAAGAGGCUAGUAAAAAAAAAAACAGCAUGGAAGAACACAAUCAUACCAUACAGUAUAUUAUAGGGCACCAAAUUGACCAAUCACAGUGGUAGUCUUUACACUAGAGCCUAUUAUACUAAGAAAAAUAUUUCAAUACAAGUAAAUUUUAAUUACUUCAAGUAAAAUAAAGCUUCACACACAACCGAUUCUUUUUUACUUCAGGUUAUUUUCCCACGCAACAAAAUUAAGAUUGAUUGACAUGUCUCGCCUUUCUCGAAGCUCAAGAAACUGCAAGUCAGCUAAGUCGGUCAUAAGGAUGGUUUUCACUUGAAACUUUCUUGAAUCGUUUCAACUUUCUGACUUGAAUGAGAUGCAAAGCAAAGUUACUUGAGAUUUUACUUAGGCCUUCACACACGAAUUUUGGUUAAGUAAAACUUAGCGGCUCUUAAGUCUUACUUAACAGCCUAGUGUAAAGACAACCAUUUUGUGUUCAAAGAAAGAUUAUGAUAAAAAAAACAUUAUUUCACUGUCUUAUAAUAGUUAUAUGUCAGUACAACAUACCGACGUCCCCCAUUCCCACUUGGGUAAAUGGUUUGAAUGACAUGCCAAUAUCCUAAAUGCAUUUUUUAUAUAUGAUUUUAAUGAAAGAAUUUCUUCACUCCAGUCAUUGAUGUAGUCACUCUGUACAGCAAAUCUUAAGUGAAGAGUCACUGUAAAUUGCCUUGAUUAAGUGGUACGAUUACAAACUUUAUGUAGGAAACAAACCUCUGGUUCUUUUUAGGGUCAAUUUGGCAACAGGAGAAGGGUUGAGUUAUCAAAUUGCUUCUAGUUCUGCCAGUCAUCAAACGUUAAUGAAAAGCCUGUUAUUAUCAUGUUUGGUUUUUAUUUUUUCUCAUUCUUUCUGGUCAAAAUUAUGUCUCCCCUGGAUAUCUGACACUUGUGUUUUUGUGUUGUAGGUGAUGAAGUUAUCUUGAAUCAAGUAGCCAACUUGAAAGGCUCACUCGAAAUUCAGUGCUCGGUAAUUCAUGAAAUCAUAGAGGAGGCAGAACUGUUCAAGAAGAAAUUGUUGGUUGAAAACCUCAAUUUACACCUUGCAAGGCUACAGCAAAGACUCUCUCCAGACUCUAUAGAAGAUAAUUACGUCACAAAGAAGAAGAGAUAGCAUUUGCCAAUUCUGCAGUAUUGCUCGCUUAACUAGAGGCCUUGUCUGUUUCUGUUUUGAUACAUAUGUAAAAUAGCAAAAUGCAAUAUUUUUCAUAGUCCUCUGAGAAUAUUGUACAGUUUCUUCUCACAUUGUACCUACCACUGAACGUACUAAAUUAUUUGGACUGUAAAGUAUUGGUAUUACAGUUUGCCAUUUGUCUAGUGUAUUUAGUAUAUAAAAUAUUUUCAAACCUUCCAUACAUGAAUUCAGUGUACAAUUUUGUAACUGUAUCAUUGGUAGUUACAGA